Molecule: messenger RNA, 954 nt
Organism: Uncinocarpus reesii 1704
Lineage: Eukaryota; Fungi; Ascomycota; Eurotiomycetes; Onygenales; Onygenaceae
Exons: 2
Coding region: 1-954 (317 amino acids)
Source: RefSeq, a predicted model, not a curated record
AUGACUUCCAUCCUUCAUGCUUGCCCAUACUGCGGGUAUGAAACAGAAAUCGUUAAUGCACUUCCCGCAUUCUCAGAGAACCCACAUUGUCAACAGUGUGGAUUGUCUGUCAUGGAAAGCAAUUGCAAGGUGGACCAUGACCUUGCGGCCCUUUUCGCCCGCCAGAUGGUAAUGGUGCACGGCUCUCGAGACCAUACUCCUAUUCCUCCGGCAACACCCGCUACCCUCAAUCCAUCCGACUCUCCGAUGCUCUCAGAUCCACCCCCGAUUGCAUAUAGCAUUACCCAGCACUAUCACCACUCUUCGCACCAAGCAAUGGAUUCCCAGAGGCCAAAAUUGGACGUCCAGAGAACCCCAGUACAAGCGAGGCCCUCCAUAAUGGAGAACAUGCCGCCCAAUGAAAUCCUGGCCCGACAUAAUAUCAACCCAGGUACUUUGUUGCCGUCUCAGCUUACCCUAUUCGAGCAAGCCGACAUAGACCAGAAGGCGCGUCUACUUGAAUUGUGGCAAAUAUCCCCUUCAACUUUCGGAAAUAUCUCAUCUCUUCAAGCAUCAAAUAGCGCCGUUACUAGUGCAGCUCAUAACCAGGGUUGCAAUAAAUAUGACGCAACAAAUGAGACGCCCGACUUUCAAAGUGAUAUUACAAUGGAUGAGGAUAGCGCCGAUUCUUAUGAUAUGCACCAUGCAGAGCCCUACGUGGUUUCGGGCUAUGAAGUCCUGGCGCGGAGGGAAUACGAUGCAUCUGCCCAGCCGCAAUCUGAACUCUCGGUUUUGCCGAUCAACCCCCCCACAGAUGUUUAUAAAGCCUCCACCGACCCGGCGUAUAAAAAGGAAGACUGGUGGCAAAGCUCCGAACCUGUUGAGCAUCAAUACGGUGCGUUUGAGAUGAAAAACUACUACAUUGGCUGUGGGGUUGCACGGCCACAUUGGCUCGAGGAUCAGCCUAUGUUCUGA